UCUGAGCUCUCUAAGCAAGAUUAAUUUGAGAAAAAUGAAAGCAAUUUCAACCAAGGAGUUUAUUCUAUUUGCUUUAGCUACAGUAGUCUUUCUAACAUCACAUAGUAUGUGCCUAGAUGAACCGAUGAAGUCCAGCCUGCAGAGCAGAGAAGACGAUGAUGAUAAAUAUUACGAGAUUAAAGAUAAUAUCUUGGAAGAAAAGCAGAGGAGUCUCAAUUUUGAAGACAUGAGCGACUGGGGAUCAAAAAAUAUCAUUAAAAUGAACCCUCCUACAGUAAACAAGAUGCCAAAUUCAGUUGCUAAUUUACCUCUUCGGUUUGGAAGAAAUUAUCCAGAAGAAAGAAGCAUUAAACCAAUUGCUAAUUUGCCUCUGAGAUUUGGGAGAGCUUUUGCAGAGAACGUACCUAGGCGUGCUCCAAAGGUAUCAUACAGGCUUGGGAGAUCUCCACUUGUUAAAAAUUCCAGACAGUCACUUCUAAAUUUGCCACAAAGAUUUGGGAAGUCUCUGUCUCAAGAUGUUCAGGAAUCUGACCCAGGGAUAUGAAGUCUAACAGUUAUGUUAAUACUGAAAUGAAAUCAUGAAGACAGAAACUGAAAGACUUGGAAAAGCUGCAAUGUGUUUUCAAAACUAAAGGUCAUGAAAAGGAAACAUGAGAACUGAAAUGCAAACCGGUCUUCAUAUUAUGAAUAAUGUAUUUAUUCUGCAGAAACCUUUGAUGUAUAAGGCAAUCAUAAUUGUAGUGAUCGUUGCAGUAGUUUACUUCAGUGGCAGUGUAGCAUAAAUUCUAUUUACUUCUCUGUGACAUGUCCUGUUGGUUGUAAAACCUAACUUCAGAACAAUAGCUGUAUAAUUGAAAAUAUUUUAAGAAUAAUUAAAAGAAGCAUAGUAUGAAUAAAGAAGCAUAGUAAAAACAAAAA
Messenger RNA from Calidris pugnax (ruff), 918 nucleotides. It is a transcript of the gene NPVF, whose product is annotated as neuropeptide VF precursor. The coding region runs from base 35 to 544 and encodes 169 amino acids. Gene Ontology annotation, biological process: neuropeptide signaling pathway; negative regulation of gonadotropin secretion. The transcript is spliced from 3 exons. Gene Ontology annotation, molecular function: signaling receptor binding. The record is from RefSeq and is a predicted model, not a curated record. Lineage: Eukaryota; Metazoa; Chordata; Aves; Charadriiformes; Scolopacidae.